CGGUGUUUGACAACUCGGUCUCAUUUGGCAGUGAAAAGUCGCAUGGAUUGGACACGUUUUUCCCAUGAAAAAUAUACCUAAAAAUAAAUCUGCAAAAAUGUAUAUAUACCAAGUUAUUUGAUAAUUAAAUCAACAGCAAUCCCCAACAGUGUGCAAAAGUAGUGUUCGCGAAUUGUGUGAGAAGUUUUUCGAUUGUGCAAGCGAGGUAGGAAAGUGCGGAAAACUGCUGUUGCGCUUCCUCUGCAAAACCACCGAGAAUCUCCGGGAAACGAACGGGAGAUCAACAUCAUCACCUGGAAGCAGUCCGAAAAUUACAACCAUCGAUUUCAACACAGUGCUUCAUCAUGAAAACCACCAUGGAAGGAUCAGCGGAGGGGAAGAAGGUCUACAAAUUGGUUCUAACUGGAGGACCUUGUGGCGGUAAGACGACCGGUCAGGCGCGGUUGUGCACUUUCUUUGAAAACCUCGGAUGGAAGGUGUUUCGAGUGCCUGAAACGGCCACUGUACUCCUCAGUGGUGGAAUCAAGUUUUCAGACCUGACAGCAGAUGAAGUACCCCAAAAAGCCAGUGACCACCGAACGGUUUUCAAAGACGGUAUUCCGGAGCACAGUGUCGAUAAAACAGCGUCCUGUCCCCGGUGUUUGGCCGCUGCUGCCGAUAAGCCCAAUGGUAGUGAGGCCUACAAAUUCCAGGAGAACUUGCUCCGUACUAUGAUUCAGAUGGAAAACACCUUCUUUGAGCUUGGAAAGUCAUGUACGCGAAACUGCCUGAUUAUCUGCGAUCGAGGGGUUAUGGAUGCCAGCGCAUUUGUUUCCAAGGAGAAAUGGGACCGUAUGAUGAGAACCAACAACUGGAACUCGGUAGAGCUGCGUGAUAACCGGUACAAUCAUAUUGUCCACAUGGUGUCGGCGGCCAACGGUGCAGAAGCUUUCUAUUCCACCGAAGAUCAUGCUUGCCGAUCGGAGGGAGUCGAUUUGGCACGAGAGUUGGACUACAAAUCGGCCGCUGCCUGGAUUGGGCACCCGUACUUUGAUGUGAUUGAUAAUUCGAGUGAUUUCGAAAGUAAGGUCAAUAGGAUGAUCGAGUGUGUUUGCCAGAAGCUUGGUAUCGACACUGGCGAUCGUCUGUUGACCACUUCGAAGAAAGUCAAAUUUCUGGUGUCAGAACUACCAGCGAACUCCGCCUUCCCGGCGUUCCAGGACUUUGACGUCGUCCAUCACUAUCUACAAUCAGCGGGACCAAGGGUGCAAGCCAGACUGCGGAAACGGGGUCAAAAUGGCCACUUUAGCUACAUCCAUACGAUUCGUCGUCCACAUCUCCACGGUCAAUCGAUCGAAGUCAAGACCCAACUUACACACCGAGACUACUUGAACAUGCUGACGCAGCGUGACGAUGCACAUUUUACCAUCUACAAGAAGCGUCGUUGCUUCCUUGUGAAUAACCAAUAUUUCCAAAUGGAUAUUUACAAAGAACCUGGACAUCCAAGGUGCAAGGGGUUAAUUCUGCUAGAGACGUACACCUCGCUGAGCGGCGACAAGCUGAAAGGUAUUUUACCAAAAUUCCUCAACAUUGUGAAGGAGGUUACCGGCCAGCCCGAUUACUCGAUGUUCAAUCUGUCGCUGAAGGAGGAUUGGAGUAAUACGAAAAAAUUCUGCUACUCGCUUCAUGAUCAAGAUGAAGGUGAGUUUAGAGCAAAUGGACACUCGCAAAAAAUGAUUAAUGGCAAAGCUUAAUUAAUCAUUCGGUGUAUUAUUAUUUUCUAACCUAAAUUAAAGUUUUUUAAUCGUGUAUUUAAAUAGUAUUCUCUGGUUCGAGUCACAUUUUGUAACAUGAUUAUCUGAAUUUUAGUUCUAUUUGCAUCUCUAUGAAUGCCUCUUUUAAACGAGCGAUAUUUUCAUAAUUUUGUUUUUUCGUAACAAGUGGUUUUAAACAUUUUAUAUCUUUGUUAAAAAAAAACUUCAAUUUGGAAACUUUUUUGUAUUUUCUCUAUUUGCUCAAAACGUAUUGCCCCGCAGAGGAACGUGUUAAAUAACAUGGUGUAUAAACAUUUUUUGCAGUUUUGUAACAGGCAAAACAACAACAUACUUAACAGCAAUGUCCAUUUUUAAUAAUCUGCAUGGAAAAUUGCAAUAGACCAGGCAUUGAGCAUGGCUCUACCGUCUGAUCAUGCGUAACAAUACUUAAAUAAAGGAAACAAGCGAUGAAAUCUGUUUACUUAAGAAAGUUACUUAAAUAUACAUUCACUAAAAAGUGUUAGCAGCAGGGAAUAAACAAGCUUUAAGCAGAAUAGAUGAAGAGUAUAAUUUAGCCAACAAACAACUGUAUUUUUGCAAUCAAAUCAUCGUGUAUUGUUAUACUAGUCCAGAUAAAUGUAAAGUUUUUAGAUUUCAUUUUCAUCAAAUGUACUUUUAACAUCUAAAUAUACUGUCUUCAAAUAUUUUAAGUCCUUUGUAAAAAAAAAAAUCAACAAUUAAAAAGAAUUGAAACAAAAUUUCAAAAAAAUUGGCUAAAUUAUCUCGAUUUUUCAAUCACGGAAAACAUACGCUUUAUUCUGGAAAACAAAAACAAAAGCAAGUAGGAGCAACCAUCAACUCUGUUUUGAAUGUAUUUUAUAUUAAAAUAUUGAACCUUUUUCUCAGAACAAGUACUAUAUUUGCGUUUGAUAUCAUGGAUCCAUAAACACUGAACUGCUAGAAA
Messenger RNA from Aedes albopictus (Asian tiger mosquito), 2697 nucleotides. RefSeq names its product TRPL translocation defect protein 14 (gene Ttd14). Gene Ontology annotation, biological process: photoreceptor cell maintenance. Gene Ontology annotation, molecular function: phosphatidic acid binding; phosphatidylinositol binding; GTP binding. The record is from RefSeq and is a predicted model, not a curated record. The coding region runs from base 345 to 1733 and encodes 462 amino acids. Lineage: Eukaryota; Metazoa; Arthropoda; Insecta; Diptera; Culicidae. The transcript is spliced from 11 exons.